This is a messenger RNA of Uranotaenia lowii, 868 nucleotides long. RefSeq lists its product as uncharacterized. The coding region runs from base 174 to 737 and encodes 187 amino acids. Lineage: Eukaryota; Metazoa; Arthropoda; Insecta; Diptera; Culicidae. The transcript has 2 exons. The record is from RefSeq and is a predicted model, not a curated record.
CACCACUAGGCGUUACUGCCACAGCUAAAGUUCAUAAAUAAAAACAAACAUCUGCCUAAAUAUGUUCCUGAAAAGUGUUUCGUUGCGAAAGAGCGUCGUGGUCAAUCUUUGCGCAUUCAAAAGUUCCCCUGUGAGAAUCUUCACGGCUCAGACUUUGAGAGUACACCUGCAUAAUGUAUCUUUCUGUCGGGCUCUGUACAGGACUUAUGCUAAGUCAAGGUGGGAAACCAGCGACAACAUUUGGCAGGAAACCCGAAAGUUGCAAACAUCAUGAGUGGAUUAAGUCGCGCGAUUUCUGCAAGAAUAAGAUCGGGAAUAAGAUGCGCCAUGACACGUUUACCGGAUCAUCCCCUACGAGGUCAGUGCAGACUUCUAGCGCCCUCCUGCAUCAAGGAAAGGUAAGUCAUAAGGUGAUACCAUACUACGGAUUUCUGGAAUGCUUCCGAACCUCUCAUAGGAUUUUGAAUUGUUGCUUCCUUUUCUAUCCAACCAGUAACGACGCCAAACUGAGGACAUCCAGCGGAACGGAAUGGAUGUCAUGUGGCGCUCAUUGCAGCUCUGAGUCAAAAAAAUCGCAACAAGGUCAUCGUCAUGAUUCAAACCUUCAAAAAGGAAACCUAAUUCAAUCAGCGUGCCCGAUUGCGUGUCCACAUGAACAAAAGUUUGUCAAGCCCACAAACUGGAAACCGUACAGCGACCUGCUGUGCUAUCUUAAACGGAUUUUCAUCUAUAUAUAAGCACCACCCAGCGUGUGAUGCUUUCUAGCUCAUCUCACCGGUAUUCAUUCGGGUUUGCUGAAAUUUAUGUGAAAGACUUCCUGACGCUGGAAAAUCACAACCAGUCUUACUGAACUAUUAUUGGUUUGUAU